AUUGAGUGCAUGGGAAAUCCUCGCUAAAGGGGAUGAUUCUUCCUGGCCUCGUCCUAGCUGCUACUUCUAUUGUUGUGGGGCUCAAUGGAGGCUUCGCCGGUUCCUGUUUUUGUUAUUCUCCAUGGUCGACGAUCUCCGCCUUCGUGAAACAAUCCAGGCAUUUAAUAUACAUGCGGUAACGACUGGUCGAUCCUUGUGAUUGAACAUUAACACAAGGGACCUUGGGAUUGUAGGUUUGUGGGCGCACGAGAGAAGCCGCCAUGGGACCGACCGAAGACUGAGAUUUCACAGUCGAGUCAGCCUUCGUAGGGUAAUUCCUCCUGGAUUUUAACCAUAAACUACGUGGAACAAACGCCACAGGACGUAUGUAGCCUCACCCCGAAGCAAUAAAGGUCUCUUUUACGGCUCGGGGAUGGGUUGCGUCAAGAGCAAAGAGGACAAGGGCCCGGCGCUCAAGUACCGACCGGACAACAGCGCGUCGGGGCCGGGCAACUCCCACAUGGGCCACUACGGGCCUGACCCCACCCUCAUGGGCCACUCCCCCGCCGCCAAGAUGAACAACAGCGGCUACGGCGGCCACGGCAUGGGCGCCUCGCUCACGCCCUUCGGCGGCGCGUCGGCCAUCAUGACGCCGUUCGGCGGCGCCUCCAGCUCCUUCACGGCGGUGGCGGUCAGCAGUCCCUUCCCCGGCGUGGUGACAGGCGGCGUGACCUUUUUCGUGGCGCUGUACGACUACGAAGCGAGGACGGCGGACGACCUCUCGUUCUCAAAGGGCGACCGCUUCCAGAUCAUCAAUAACACGGAAGGUGACUGGUGGGAAGCUCGCUCUAUCAACACGGGUCAGAAGGGUUACAUCCCAAGCAACUACGUGGCCCCGGCGGAUUCGAUACAGGCCGAAGAAUGGUACUUUGGAAAAAUGGGCCGGAAGGAUGCAGAGCGUCUUCUGCUUGUGCCGGGGAACCAGAGGGGGACGUUCCUGGCACGAGAGAGCGAGACCACUAAAGGCGCCUACUCCCUCUCCAUCCGGGACUGGGACGACAUGAAGGGGGACAACGUCAAACACUACAAGAUCCGCAAGCUGGACAGCGGGGGCUAUUACAUCACCACGCGGGCCCAGUUCGACGCGCUGCAGAAGCUGGUGAAGCACUACACAGAGCAUUCAGACGGGCUGUGCUACAGGCUGACCACGGUGUGCCCCACGGUGAAGCCCCAGACACAGGGCCUGGCCAAGGACGCCUGGGAGAUCCCCCGGGACUCCCUCCGACUGGAGCUCAAGCUGGGCCAGGGCUGCUUCGGAGAGGUCUGGAUGGGCACGUGGAACGGCACCACCAAGGUGGCCAUCAAGACCCUGAAGCCCGGCACCAUGUCGCCCGAGGCCUUCCUGCAGGAGGCCCAGAUCAUGAAGAAGCUCCGCCACGACAAGCUGGUGCCGCUGUACGCCGUGGUGUCGGAGGAGCCCAUCUACAUCGUGACCGAGUACAUGGGGAAAGGGAGUUUACUGGACUUCCUGAAGGAGGGAGAUGGAAAAUGCCUGAAGCUGCCCCAGCUGGUGGACAUGGCUUCACAGAUCGCCGACGGCAUGGCCUUCAUCGAGAGGAUGAACUACAUCCACAGGGACCUCCGGGCCGCCAACAUCCUGGUGGGGGAAACCUUGUGUUGCAAGAUCGCUGACUUCGGGCUGGCGCGCCUCAUCGAGGACAACGAGUACACGGCCAGACAAGGUGCCAAGUUCCCCAUCAAGUGGACAGCGCCCGAGGCCGCCCUGUACGGCCGCUUCACCAUCAAGUCUGACGGCUGGUCCUUCGGCAUCCUGCUGACCGAGCUGGUCACCAAGGGCCGGGUGCCCUACCCGGGCAUGGUGAACCGGGAGGUGCUGGAGCAGGUGGAGCGGGGCUACCGCAUGCCCUGCCCCACGGGCUGCCCCGAGUCCCUGCACGAGAUGAUGAGGCAGUGCUGGAAGAAGGACCCCGACGAGAGGCCCACCUUCGAGUACAUCCAGUCCUUCCUGGAGGACUACUUCACCGCCACGGAGCCCCAGUACCAGCCGGGGGAUAACCUCUAGACCCCCGGCAGCACCGGUAGAGCCCACCACCACCACCUCCAUCGCUAGAGGUCCCCAGCAGAUGGGGGGGGGUGUGGGCGGGGAGAAGAGGAUAUUUUUUUUUUUAUAGAAAAAGAUGUAGGUUGAAUUAUAGGCGAUUUAACAGACGCUGGCUAAGCUAUAAGGGUACCGGAUCGAGGGCUACGAGUACCAGGACCACAAAGAGUACGUGGACAGGAAAAACCCGAGAGCUCCGUGCUAAUAUCCCACAAACGUUGGCGGCCAAACGGGACGUACCUGCAGUGUCUACUGCGGUGCGAGUGUGUCUGGGUGUGGAUGUGUGAAAACGAUUGUUUUUGGGGGGGGGGGGUGGGUUGGUGGUC
Molecule: messenger RNA, 2424 nt
Organism: Gadus chalcogrammus (walleye pollock)
Lineage: Eukaryota; Metazoa; Chordata; Actinopteri; Gadiformes; Gadidae
Gene: yes1
Product: YES proto-oncogene 1, Src family tyrosine kinase
Exons: 12
Coding region: 413-2062 (549 amino acids)
Biological process (GO): cell differentiation; protein phosphorylation; cell surface receptor protein tyrosine kinase signaling pathway
Cellular component (GO): extrinsic component of cytoplasmic side of plasma membrane
Molecular function (GO): ATP binding; signaling receptor binding; non-membrane spanning protein tyrosine kinase activity
Source: RefSeq, a predicted model, not a curated record